UCUGCUGAACGCAGCCUAUGUGUGCGGUCUACUUGGCGCUACAAAUGCUUCGAAUCGUUUGGAACGUUGUUUUAACCGGUCCACAUGGCGCUUCAAAUGUGUCCCAAUAGCACUGUUGGCAUGAUUUUCAAUCACGCAGCAAGAAGAAACAUUCAACCAUAAAACAGUCUAUGGCAAAAACGGGUGGUGGUACAAUGAAUCCUGAAUUAUUAACAACACAGGAAGAAGAAGUUUUGGAUUUAAUGUGUCCAACUAGCAUUGGUGGACAUCCCGAAAUAGAAGAACCUACUGUAAAUUUAUUACAGGAUUCAGAUGAAGAAACAAUGGAAGUUGAAUUUUUAGAUGAAGAUGAAGAAAAUGUUCUAUUACAGGUUUCUGAUAGAGAUAGUAAUGAAUACAACAUUGUAGCACCUCAAAAAAGAAAAAGUAAUGUAGCCAAGGAAUACAAUGAUUUAUAAAAAGUAGUAAAUGAAAAAGAAAAUAUUGAUAGAACAUCAAAGAAGUAUAACAUUGUAAAAGAUAAUCAACAACGUACCGCCAAAUUUGAUAAAUCCAUUGAAGGUAAAAUUUU
Trachymyrmex cornetzi is the source of this 571-nucleotide messenger RNA. RefSeq lists its product as uncharacterized. The record is from RefSeq and is a predicted model, not a curated record. The coding region runs from base 171 to 458 and encodes 95 amino acids. The transcript has 3 exons. Lineage: Eukaryota; Metazoa; Arthropoda; Insecta; Hymenoptera; Formicidae.